CACUUGAACCCCGACAUACCCUCCUCCGCCUCUGAUAGUGCAGGAGUUUGUCAUUUUGGUUUCAAACUCGGGAAGCAUUUUCACAUUUCUAUUGGCAAUUAGGAAAACUGGUCUUCACAACUUUACUUAAUACCCGAUAUUCCCAACGAGGGAGAGGAGCUGGUAUCUCGUCAUUUCCAUGCAUGGGAGUGACAUAGGAGAAGCGAAGGGAGAAGACUGGUUCCGGCCCCUGAGGCAGCACAGAGGCCCCUGACUGAGACGGCAGCAGUAUGAGUGUGGAUGAGGGCCAGUUCUACAGUGUGCAGGUGGGAGACUCCACCUUCACUGUUCUGAAGCGCUACCAGGAGCUCAGGGCCAUCGGCUCCGGGGCACAGGGCAUUGUCUGCUCUGCUCUGGACUCAGUGUUAGGUUUUCCCGUGGCAGUAAAGAAGCUGUGUCGGCCAUUCCAAAACCAGACUCAUGCCAAGCGGGCCUACAGGGAACUGGUGCUGCUCAAAUGUGUCAACCACAAAAACAUUAUCAGGUUGAUCAAUGUGUUCACGCCUCAGAAGUCACUGGAGGAGUUUCAGGACCUCUACCUAGUGAUGGAGCUAAUGGAUGCCAGUCUGUGCCAGGUGAUCCACAUGGACCUGGACCAUGAGAGGAUGUCCUACCUGCUCUACCAGAUCCUCUGUGGCAUCAGACACCUGCACUCCGCUGGCAUCAUCCACAGGGAUCUGAAGCCCAGUAACAUAGUGGUCAAGUCAGACUGUACUCUGAAGAUCCUGGACUUUGGAUUGGCCAGAACGGCCUGCACCAACUUCAUGAUGACCCCUUAUGUGGUGACUAGGUACUACAGGGCCCCAGAGGUCAUCCUGGGCAUGAAGUACAAGGAGAACGUUGACCUGUGGUCCGUUGGCUGCAUCAUGGCUGAGAUGAUUGCACACAAAAUCCUCUUCCCUGGAAAAGACUACAUAGACCAGUGGAACAAGGUGAUUGAGGUGCUGGGUACUCCCUCCAUGGAGUUCAUGAACCGGCUGAUGGAGACUGUGAGGAACUAUGUGAUGAACAAGCCUCAAUACCCAGGGGUCAACUUCGCUGAACUAUUUCCUGACUGGGCCUUCCCCUCUGAUUCCGAACACGACAGACUCAAGACGGGUCAAGCUCGGGACCUGCUGUCCAAAAUGCUAGUGAUCGAUCCCGAGAGCCGCAUCUCAGUGGAAGAGGCCCUGAAUCACCCGUAUAUCCACGUGUGGUACGAUCCAGGAGAGGCAGAUGCGCCUCCCCCACAGAUCUGUGACAAGCAGCUAGAGGAGAGAGAACACAGCAUCGAACAGUGGAAAGAGCUCAUUUAUGAAGAAUUGAUAGACUGGGAGGAGAGGAACAAGAAUGGCGUGACGAAAGAAGAGUCAGAUGCAGUGAGGGGGUUGGCUUCCCAGUCGUCCUCGGCCAAUGACAUCUCGUCCAUGUCAACAGAGCAAACCCUGGCCUCCGACACUGACAGCAGCAGCAUUGACACACUCACUGGACACCUGGACGAGAGCCAAUGAGAUCACACCAGGAAGUGUAUAUUUUUCUCUCUAUUCUAGCUUGCUUUGUCUCACUUACUUCAUAUUUCUUUCCGUAUCCUUUUCUCUCUCUCUAACUUCCAUGCAUAGGUCUAUUUUUCUAAAGGAAAAAUUGUGUGACCUUGGACAGGUAUAGUUUAGCUGUAACCCCAGGGCAGUGUUUCACUUCUAUCCUAAGCCUUAUUUUUCUGACUGUGUGUAAGAGGCGCAAGUUAAAAUAUUAAUAUUUGAAGUUUUCUGUAAUAUAUUCUUCCAUUUUGAAUAUCUGUCUUUAGAAUUCUUGGCAAGGGACUUGAUAUUUACUUUGCCUACCCUUUAAAAAAAAUGUUUUAUUGUUUUUGUUUUCAAUUAAGGUUAUAAAGAUUUUAACCUAAA
Oncorhynchus gorbuscha (pink salmon) is the source of this 1922-nucleotide messenger RNA. RefSeq names its product mitogen-activated protein kinase 9-like. The transcript is spliced from 12 exons. Gene Ontology annotation, biological process: protein phosphorylation; JNK cascade. Gene Ontology annotation, molecular function: ATP binding; JUN kinase activity. Lineage: Eukaryota; Metazoa; Chordata; Actinopteri; Salmoniformes; Salmonidae. Gene Ontology annotation, cellular component: cytoplasm; nucleus. The record is from RefSeq and is a predicted model, not a curated record. The coding region runs from base 270 to 1529 and encodes 419 amino acids.